This is a messenger RNA of Alternaria rosae, 916 nucleotides long. RefSeq lists its product as uncharacterized. NCBI's taxonomy places the organism in Eukaryota, Fungi, Ascomycota, Dothideomycetes, Pleosporales, Pleosporaceae. The transcript has 4 exons. The record is from RefSeq and is a predicted model, not a curated record. Bases 172 to 759 code for a protein of 195 amino acids.
AUCAGGAGCCAAAAUGGCCGACCCAGUAUUCGGGAUCACUCUUGCGCCUCACGUUGUCGAAUGUGAUGGAGGGACAUGAGUGCCACGUUCUUUAUUACUGCAUGUCGAGCGCAACAUAAGUGAGCUCGUUGCUAACGUCUUUUUGCCAAUCUGGUUGGCCCCACGCGACAGAUGGCGCACUCGUCCAGUUCCUCGCUCCUGGCCAGGGCGUCGGACAAUCGCUUUGCCCGCAUCACGGCCACCGAUCAGGGCGCGACGCUUUGGGUCGUCACGCUUCUUUCCAUGAUUUAUGCUAUCUUGGUACUCGCAGUUCGUCUCGGGUUCACGAAAUGGAGGGCGCAUACCUGGGAUGACUUUGUCGUCGUAGUAGCACAUCUUCUAGCGUUUAGCAUGUGGGCCUUGUUGUUUUCAGCGCUGAAGAGUGGUCUCGGAAAAUCGUACAGCAUCGUAGAAGAUGCGGAUAUAUCUAGGACACAAGAGCUUUUUUACACGAGUCGAAUUUUGCUCUUCAUUGCACUCGCUCUUUCAAAAUGCUCUAUUCUCAUGCUCAUCCGAUCUGUGUUCGCGCGGAACGUUAAGGUCUCCAUUCUUGCAAUUGGCACCGGUGUCGUCGUUGUGGUACUGGGUCUGAUUGGAGUUAUUGCGACCGCAACCCGCUGUUCAGCUGAUGCUGUUAUACCAAAGCCCGGGAACGGGUAUUGUGUUGAUUCAGUGAGUACAUUCUCUGUCGCCCUAGAAAGACUGUAUCGGCUUGUAUGAGUGCGGCCUCGUAGGCGACGAACUCCCCGGCAACGUUCUAUUGCGAAUUCCACAGAUGUUUCUUCACAUACAAAGACUGACGUAGUAGAUUCCCUGGCUCAAGGCAAUUACUGCCGGUGAUAUGAUCACCGAGGUAAUCAUUAUGGCCUUACCAAUA